AUGGAUAGCUCACCAGAGCCACCUCGUCCGUCGAAGCGCAUGAAAUACGAGCAACAUGACGACGAUACGAUUCAAAUGGCUAUGCCUGGAACCGAUAUCAAGGUUCCUCCUGAAAGCAUCAAUGGGUCCUUAGUUGCUGAUGUGCCCUAUUUCGAUAACCCAUGGCCUUCGACGACGACCUUGUCGUCUCCUUCUCAGGUAUUCUUCAACUUUUCUGAAGACAUUGACACCUCUUGGACCCCUAAUUUUACAGCACCCCAGCCUGCGACGUUGAACCUCCACGCAGACACGACGCUUCAACCUGAACUGCAGCGUCCUCAGAUACAAGACCUGCCUCGACUCUUGCCUGCGGUACCAAACGCCACUCCAGAUAAAGAUGUAGAAUGCGAUGAUUUAAAGAAGGGCGAGGCACAUUUUGUCAGUCCUUUCGCCUCAAAGGAACGCUUGACUGUAUCCGCCUUGCCUCGCUUUGCUCGCCCUCAUAAUGGGCAGGUGAACGGUUAUGUCAAGUUUAACUGGCCAACGAAACAGGACUCAAGCCAACCGCCUGAUCCUACACCGUUACAACCAGACAAUGAUGUUGAGGAUAUAACGCCACACAUAUCGCGAUCGCGUCCAGACAACCAAAACUCUGGCAUAGUAUACUUGGAUAUGUCUGCGCCCACGACAUCUCGAACUCAAAGCAGAAGGGCAUCAUCCGUCACCAUUGAGUUGGUAUUGGGAGGCGGUACUCCAUCGCAGGCAAUGAUGGUGAAUCCGUCACCUUCACCUCAAGAAGUAUUUACACGAGCCCCGCGAAAGGUUCCAAAGAUGUUCGGCCAUGAGGCCGCCAUGGCCGACAUGGAUUAUAUCGAUAGGCGAUUAUUCGACUUCUACAUCAAAAACUGGUGCCCAGGAAGGAGUGUACUCGAAAACACAAAUCUUUGGCUCAAGGACUUGGCUCCAAUGGGUAGAAACAAAGGCAUAUUGCAUGCUAUUCAAAGCCUUGCCGGAGUCUACAUCUAUGACUAUUUGCCAGAUGAGCGUAUUCGAAAACGAAUUAACGAACGAUAUACCAUGGCGAAUGAAUACUUUGCUGAACUUCUUAACGCACCUGAAAGCAGAACACGGGGGGAGGGGCGAGAAGUCAUCACCAUGGCCGUCCUACUUUCUAUGCAAGACGUUAUCCUCACCGAACGACGUCUGAAAAAGCCUAACAAGCCCCGAUGGCUAGAGGGUUUUAAGCAGGGUGAAUUUUUCCUUCAAGAAACGGAUCCUGGUCGUCGAUUCUGGAAUGAUCAGUCCGACACUGUCCAAUACGAUCCCCUUCGGAUAUCACAAUCAAUAAUCGUUGGUCGGGCAGUAAUUCUUGCUCAACCAAUGAUGGCACUCCCUGAACCCAAAACAAUGAACCCCGAGGUCGAAUCCACCAGGUUCAAAUGGCUUCUCUAUGGUACAGAAAAUGAUAUGUUCGAGAUCCAUGGCGGCUGCGGCUUUUCAAAGAAGCUAUUGCACACCAUGAGCCAAGUCACAUACUGCGCAGCGCGCUUGCAGCAAGAACCUGAGAGCGCCAUCGUCCCCAUUACGGCACGAUACUUGAUGCGGACUUUAACAGACAUGCGCCAAUGGAGUCGCGAGGGGAAAUCUUGGAAACAGUGCCUACAGCGUGCCCAGACGAUAACCUGGGUGCGUAUUAUCCCAGAGGAUGUUAUAGUAUCCUCAAAGGAGGACAUGACGGAUGUUACGGCCGAAGCAUGGAGAAUCGCGGCGAUAAUUUACCAUCAAUGCCGUCUUUUAAGACUACCACGAAACCAUCCGGACGUCCUUUCCAAUAUGGAAGAUCUCGCCAAGUGCAUUCGUAUAAUGCCAACAUCAGGGUCACACUUCACAGCUCAGGCGCCUUUGCUUCCAGUAUUCUUCUUGGGUUUGCUUGCUACUAAUCCUGCACACAAGGAGGUGUCAAGAGGCUGGUUCCAACAGGUCACAAACACGCCAGUUCGAAGUAGUGUCCCCCCAUUAUACGACGCGCUCAAAAGGAUCUGGGGAUGGAUCGACAACGAUGUAAACCUCCAGCUUGACCCGACUCCUGUUCCCGAAUCUCUCGGCCAGAGAUAUCCUUGGUGGGAACACCUCGUCAAGAGGGUUCUCGAAGAAGAAGACGAAACUUUGUGCCCAACCUGA
Fusarium pseudograminearum CS3096 is the source of this 2160-nucleotide messenger RNA. RefSeq lists its product as uncharacterized. The record is from RefSeq and is a predicted model, not a curated record. NCBI's taxonomy places the organism in Eukaryota, Fungi, Ascomycota, Sordariomycetes, Hypocreales, Nectriaceae. The coding region runs from base 1 to 2160 and encodes 719 amino acids. The transcript has 6 exons.